Messenger RNA from Notechis scutatus (mainland tiger snake), 964 nucleotides. Lineage: Eukaryota; Metazoa; Chordata; Lepidosauria; Squamata; Elapidae. The record is from RefSeq and is a predicted model, not a curated record.
AAUUCCAACCUUAUUAGCCACCAGAGGCUUCAUACAGGAGAGAAGCCCUUUAAAUGUCCUGAUUGUGGGAGAAGUUUCAGUCACCAUUGCAGCUUCGUGAGACACCAGAGAACUCACACAGGAGAGAAACCCUUUGAAUGUCCUGAUUGUGGUAAACGUUUCAGUCUGAAUUUCCUCCUUAUUAAUCACCAGAGGAUUCAUACAGGAGAGAAACCGUUUGAGUGUCCUGUUUGUGAGAAAUGUUUCAGUCAGAAUUCCCACCUCAUUAGCCACCAGAGGAUUCAUACAGGAGAGAAACCCUUUGAAUGUCCAGACUGUGGGAGAAGUUUCAGUACCAAUUCCAGCCUAUUGAAACACCAAAGGACUCACACAGGAGAGAAACACUUUGAGUGUCCUGAUUGUGGGAAAUGUUUCACUAAAAAUUCCUACUUGGUGAAACACCACAGGACUCACACAGGAGAGAAACCCUUUAACUGUUCUGACUGUUGGAAAAGUUUCAGUCAGAAUUCCCACCUUAUUAACCACCAGAGGAUUCAUACAGGAGAGAAAACCUUUGAAUGUCCAGACUGUGGGAGAAGUUUCAGUCACAAUUCCAGCCUGGUGAGACACCAGAGGACUCACACAGGAGAGAAACCGUAUGAGUGUCCAGACUGUGGGAAUGAUCUCAAUAGUAGGGUUAACCUUUGAAAUCAUAUGCUUAUACACACAGGGGAGAAACCAUUUAAGUGCCCCAAGUGUAGACCGUCCUUCAGGAAACAUUCAGCCCUUAUUGCACACAAGAAAAUCCACCUGAGGCCCUAAGUGAUGAGUGUAGAGAAGGCAUGAAUUUCAUUUCAUAGUCCCAUUGUAAGUACAGUUGAGAAAGUGACUAUUUAAUUUGGCUGUAAAGAAUUUGCCUGAUAUUCGUAGGCAAAUAUCUCAUGAUAUUAGAUAGGAAGGAGAAAAGAAGAAAUCGCAACAUAUU